AUGAUCUAGAAGCUGUUCCUGUCACCAUCCAGAUCUGUUUUGGUCAACUUGCAUAGCAGCGGUGACAUGAAAAAGAGAGCUGGCAGUUGGAGAUGACGAUAAGAAACUGCAGAAAUCUGCUCAUCCUUCUGUUUCAUCAUGUGACUCAUAUUCUUGGAUUGAAGUGGAUCUAGGGACGAAUGGAUGACUGAAUAUUCAUAUGAAGAGGAAAGCCAUAAAAGACGUCAGCGCUUUUGAAAACAGAAUGUUAAUGCUGGAUGGGAUGCCGGCAGUCAGAGUUAAAACAGAGCUGCUGGAAUCUGAGCAAGGGUCUCCAAACGUCCACAACUACCCAGAUAUGGAAGCUGUGCCCUUGUUACUAAACAACAUGAAGGCAGAUCCCCCGGAGGAUUCAUUAUCUGCAGAUCAUUUCCAAACACAGACUGAACCAGUGGACUUAUCAAUAAACAAAGCCAGGUCAUCCCCUACAGCAGCUUCAUCUUCACCAGUUUCCAUGACAGCAUCAGCCUCCUCCCCUUCUUCUACUUCUACUUCUUCUUCUUCAAGUCGACCAGCUUCAUCACCCACAGUAAUAACGUCGGUAUCCUCAGCAGCAUCUGUACCAUCAGUAUUAAGUCCAGGUCCUCUUGUGGCCUCUGCAUCUGGUGUGGGAGGUCAGCAAUUUUUGCACAUUAUCCAUCCAGUUCCACCUUCAAGCCCCAUGAACUUGCAGUCCAAUAAAAUGAGUCACGUGCACCGUAUACCCGUUGUGGUACAGUCGGUACCUGUUGUCUAUACAGCCGUGAGAUCACCUGGGAAUAUGAACAACACUAUAGUAGUGCCACUGUUGGAGGAUGGGAGAAGCCACGUCAAAGCACAAAUGGACCCCCGAGGCCUAUCUCCCAGACAAAUUAAAAGUGACAGUGAUGAUGACGACCUGCCAAAUGUGACCUUAGAUAGCGUUAAUGAAACUGGAUCUACAGCGCUCUCCAUAGCCAGAGCAGUACAAGAAGAGAGCAUGUGGGGCUGUGCCAGGUCAGCUGCUAACCCUUUUCGUUUUUUCAACUCCAGUUCAAUUUCGCCAUUCAGUAUUGAGAGCACAAGGCGUCAGAGAAGGUCUGAGUCUCCAGACUCCAGGAAGCGGCGCAUCCAUCGGUGUGACUUCGAGGGAUGCAACAAAGUAUACACAAAAAGCUCCCACCUGAAAGCUCACCGGAGGACGCACACAGGAGAAAAACCCUACAAAUGUACCUGGGAAGGCUGCACCUGGAAGUUUGCUCGCUCCGACGAACUGACGAGGCAUUACCGCAAGCACACAGGAGUGAAGCCAUUCAAGUGUGCAGACUGUGACCGCAGCUUUUCCCGCUCAGAUCACUUGGCGCUCCACCGCCGCAGGCACAUGCUGGUUUGAAAAACGCUACCUAUUCCAGCCGAGCUUAAGAGCUGGGUCUCUUAACUACCCGGAGUGAAUUCAGCAGGGCUGAAUCCCCUUCUACAGUGUUAGCAGGCAGGGCUGUCUCUGCUGUCUGUAAGAAAAAAUAAUAACAAAAAAAAAAUAGCAGGAAAAGAAGUGCCACUCUUCUCCUCGCCAUCUGAAGCUAACCCUAUCUGCCCCUCAGCAUGGUUACCCCAAAGGUGUCAUCACAGUCGCCAGGGAAAUAGCAGUCAAAAUGCUACAGGAAUGGGCAUUAUUUUACAUGCUGCAUCCUUUGAGAAAAAAGUGUUUAUAGCUUGUAUGUUUUUUCAGCUGUUGGACAUUUUGUUCCUGAAAAAUCGCUGCUGAUUGGAGGAUUAGAUGCCACAAACCGAUGAUGAUGAUGAUGAGAGCAAGAACGGUAGACCUUUGUUAUCCCUUCUUUUCCCCUUGUUUUGAAUACUACCUGGCCAGUGUCAGCAUCAGCCUGAGCAGUACUACAUAGGAGCUGAUGAGCCGCAUAGGAGUAGGCGAGAAGAUCCUGCUGGAGAGGUUCCACCAUCAGAGCUGAAGGGUUGCUGGAGCUGACUUUCGCAAUAACAAUGGUGGCAUUUUAAUGUUGUAUCACAAGUUGUCAUUAUGCCCUAGAAGACACCAGCCAUUUAACCCUUUUCUUUUAUCCUUUCCUUUCCUUUCUCUUCUUUUGUUGUUGUUGAAGUCUGUAAAACAAAAAAGGGGCAGCAGCAUUUCUGUUACAAGUACAGCAUCAAGUAUCUGUAUUUUACCGUCGACUCAUUUAGAACCAUUUUCUGAUUAAUAUAGAAAAAAACAAUCUAAAAACUACUACACCAUUCUCAAAGUGCAGUUUUCUUUCAUGCAGGUAUCCUCUUCCCCGUGACAGUGUUUGAAUAUGAGGAGACAGUCAGAUCUUAUACUUUCUAGUACCAAGGUUAGUGGUGUAGCCAUCCAUGAAAUGGAAUUGAAUGUACCAACAAUGCAAAAUAGAGAAGAAACAGCUGCGUCUCUUUGCAGAGAAAAAGCAAUAAUGAGUAAAAUGGCUCUCAAGACAAUAAUUUACUCCACAUCAACAGAAGGGAGGUAUGCAGAAAUAGCACGUAAGAUAAUUUAAGUUAAUCUUCCUGAUGGUUUCACUGACCUGUUAGUUACCACAAUUAAGUACUUUCAUUUCCUUAAACAUAAUGCUUACUUGUGUCAGGAAAGCAAAACAGAUAAAGGAAAGAGCUGAGUGUUGAGGAGUCAGUGGAUGAACUGUAAGUAGGAAGAAGAAACAGUUGUACAGUGGUGCUCUGCAAGACAUUAGGUUUCUCCCUGGGAGUUAGAGAAUAACAAGACAUUGCCAGCUGUCUGUUAUGAUACAAAUGCUCCUUUAUAUGGGUAUCAGUGGCUGCCUCUGCUGGGAUUUUCAAUCCAAGCCUUUUCAGAUUAAAUAAAAGGAAAUUCUUGAUCAUUCCCAUACAGCUCUGUAAUUGUGAAUCAAUUUGUAUUAAUUAAAUUAUGUAGGGGAGAGAGAGAAACUCCUAGUCAUCAGUUGUUCGUGAAAACAGAAUAGUGUUUUUCUGUUUUCCUUCUUCACAAGGAUCUGCCUAUUCAGCUAAAUGAGACAAAGAGAAGGCUUGGCAAGAUUUUUUAAGUGUUGAGAUUUUUAUAGCUUAGAGAUAAAAGAUGUAUACAUAAAGGUCUUUUGCAGCAAUGCAUUUAAUUACAAAUAUUUGUUUCCAGAAAUUGCACAGAUUAAACUUGUGGUGCCACUUGUUCAUUUUUAAAGGUUAGAUCAGUCUGAAUUCAGUUCUGAUUCCCGAAAUACUAGCUGUAAUGUUGGGAACAGGUUCUGAAGUCAAGAUAAUCUUUAAGAAGAAGCAGAACAGAGAACCCUUGCACACACUGAUAGUAAUUGCAGUUAAUUGAGGAUUAAUAAGACUGGGAUAAUACAUCAUAACAGCACUUAGGCACUCCAGAGUUUGAUUAUCUUUAAAUACAUUGUUCAUGUUCCCCGAUACCGGAUAAUCUGUCAGUCCCCCAAAAGAAGAACUUCAGUACUGUUACUAUUCAGUAUCCCCUCUGGUGAGUGGUCAAUAUAGAAACUGCAGACAAAUUAUUAGCAGCCAUAGGUUCAUGCCCCCUCCUAGAGAUUUUCAAGGCAAGGCUACAUGAGGCCCUGGACAACCUGAUAUCACUGUGGUGUCCCUGUUCAUCGUAGGGGAGUUGGACUGGAUGGCCUUCAGAGGACCCUUCCAACUGUAAGGAUUCUCUGAUUCUGUGAUAGUGGAAAAAAUGUCUCUCCCAUUCCCACCAUCUGCACUGGUGAUCAACUUCUGUGAAAUUUUGUAGCAUUUAAGCAUCCAACUCAGAACUGGGCAUUAAGCGGCACUUAGUGUUGAUGCAGUUUAAAACGGCUGAAACAGAUGAGAGCUUCUUGAUAGCCCAUAAGCCAUUGUGGAGCAACAGAACUGGGUUUUUGCCAACAGCAUUACUUCUUCCAUUUUCAAAAAUGGUAGUCAGUGCAGUACCUGAGGUGGUUCAUGGAUUGCAUCUGAGGUCUAUCUUUUAUGUACUUUAAGGUCAUUCCCUUUAAAUGGAUCAGACAACAUCAGUGUUUUGGGGAAGAAGUCAGGUCAGGUAAAAGUCAAUUUAUAAAAUUAUUUUGCUUUUCCAAGAAUGUUUUACCAACUAAUUUUCUAAAUAGCAGCAGAAUCUGUGAUUUUAUUUCUCCCCCAUAGAAAAUGAAAUUUAUUUGACCAGCAACACGUAAGGACAUUCUGUUAGCAUUCAAGAGAAACAAUAAGAGAUCUUCUCUGAUGCUGUUCACAGGGGUUGAAUAUAACUCAGAGGCACUAAUGUCUUCUUCAGGCUUCUGUGUAGUGAAUUGGAAUUAAAAAUCUCCAAGAGCAAUUGAGGCUUUAAAUUUUGGUAUGCAGCUUUGAAUUGUCCUGUGCUGACUGCACAGAGAUCCCAUAGGAAGCUCAUUCCCCAGGGCAGAAAUCACUCUUUGCGAACCCCUUGUCUCCAUUCUGUGAGAAUAUUUUUUGUUUUCCUCUUUGGGAGUAUUUUAAGAGAGGUUACUUUGUGGAAGGAGCGUGUUGGGACAUGGAGUGGAUAUCCCCCAGGUUCUCAGGGCGCUCUUCCACCUGUGUUCCACCAAGUUCCUGUGCUUGUGCAGAGACAAAGGGCAGCUGCUCCAGCGUGGUUUCCUCAAAAAUCACAAUAACUCACCGCAGUGCAUUGCACGCACGGCAUUGCAUAACCGUGGUGAAGGCUGACUUCACAUGUGGCAUGCAGAAAUACCAGAUCUUGUCUUGGCACAGCACAGUAAGUCCGUCUUAAUUAACUGAGCAGUUGAGAAAUACAAAAAUACAGCGUCCCUAUCCUUUCAGACAGACAGAUUUAUGCUUUUCAAUAUGAAUAAAGGAUGGGUAGUACCGACUGAGCAUUAUGGCUUACGUGGCGAUCUCUGCCAUGAAGUGUCAGAUUUCAGGUGUUUCCAAAAAGAUUCAAUGGAUUUGUCAGCAAAUCUCAGUAGCCAGCAUUACAUGAAAACAUAAUGAGUAAACAAGUUUGAUACAGAACUUUUUAAAUUUUAAAUUGCCAUUAUUUUUUGAGCGUCUGUUUUAUUCAGCACUGUAAAAUUGGCUCAUUGCAACGGCAGUUUUUACUGGGGGUGAAGAUGCAGUAUUCCUUAUUCUCUAUCGUGCUUUCAAUUAAUGAAAUAGAUUUAGACUGAUUUGUAUAUAUGAUUAUUUGCUGGAGUAAUGUAUAACAAAAUUAACAGUGUUAAAAAUGACAUCAGUGAUGUUGAUGCUUGGGAUAAACUUACAGUACAGAGCAUGGACAAAUAGUUGGACAACCUUUCUCCCCUUUAAUAAUGGAAUAGCAGUGAUCAUAAAUCUCGUUUUCCAUUAGCUACACUGAGAAUGUAUUCUAGUUACCAUUUAUAAAUUUAUCUUCUGAUAAUAAAAGAUGUUUAAUGGAAAAAAUCUCUUUCUCCUUUAUUGAAGUUGGAUACCUCAAAUCAGAGUAAGAUUCACUGUUAAUACCUUGCUUAUUUUUUAGUUUGAACAUUGGUUUGGAAAGGUCAUGUGAGGAACCACAUUUUCCGCAGCAAAUGCGUCUAAUUUGCCCUGCUACAUGCUCACCCAAACACCCAUGCAUAUAAAUGCCAGCAUUUUCACAUCCCUCCUCCCAUCAGCAGAUGAAAACAAACACGUUUGUGAAAACAAAGCACAAGAUGAAGAAUUUAAAAUAAAUUGGAAAUAAAAGAAAGUGCUACCUUCUUAAGAAACCAGCUCAUAUUCCUGUACUAUGCUUUUGCCUGUGAUUUAUAAUUGGAGAAGCACACAGAUUUAAAGAUGAUUGUUAUAUUUUCACAGUGUCAUGAUAGCAUUCCAGUUGCUGUGUAAUAUGCUUACAAAGUCAUACCCAUUGGUACCUUAAAAAUGCUUGAUUUCUGAUCAACUGCAGCAGCAAAGCAGGUUUUAGUAGAAAAAACAAGUAGCUAUAAGGAUACUGCAUCUUUAGAAAUUGAAAUGCAUUGAAAGUAUUUUACUAUACUUGUAACAGUUUAAAUAUUCUGUAAUAUAUGUGAUAGUGGAAAAGUAUUUUCAAACUCACGGUUUUUCAUGGGGUGUAAAUAGGUUAAAUGAAGUACAUUUUUAAAAAUCCUUCCGCUUUCAUAAAGAAAAAAUUGUUAGAUAAUGCCUUGCAAAGCUUACACAGAAAAUGCUGAGAAGUAAAUUAUUCUGUUUUGGCAGAAACAUUUUCUCUGCAACAUGGAGCCGCCACUUUUUUGCUGUUUUGCAGAUAGCGUGUGAUAUAGUGAAGUCAUAUUGAGUCCUUCAGUAUCAAAUAAGUCAACAUUCAGAAUGCCUUUGACUGAGUAAACGAAAAAAACCAAAACACUUAAUGAGAAUGAAAACCAUAUGAAAAAGUUUUGUUUUGUUUUCCUUCUGGCAAUUUACUGCAGAUACAGUACCAGCAAGCUCUCUGAUUUUAUUUGAUUUUAUUUGUGCUUGUAUUUCCCUGACUACACUGCAUCUUGAAAAAAAGGUUGCAGAGCUGAAAUAGGCAGCUGUUCUUUGCUGAUUCCAGGGGUGUUCAGUCUUCGAGGUACAGUAGUAUGCCAACAAUCCAAUGGUAGCGGGCAGUUGUGACAUUUAGAAUGCUAUAUACUCCAGCACGGUAGUCUAAAAUCCAUUUUAAAAGAUGAAACAGAAACUGAAAGUGCCUGUUAUUAGAACUGAUGGGAUGUUCCUAUACUUUUACACAGCAAUAACUUACGGGAUUCUAUCAACAAUAAGAUGAAAAUAAAAUUAAACUCUGAGAACAAUAAUGCAGCACAGAAGCAAACACAAAGUGCCAUUUGUAUUUUCAUGUCGAUGUAUUUUGUUAAGAGUUUUAGUUAGUUUCUCAAAUAAUGUCUGUCAGAUAUGUAAGAUGAAAAUGGAUCCUCGUUUACAAAUUUCUCAUAUCCAUAUGGAUUCCAAGUAGGUGUAAAUGGAGAUCGUUGUGUUUUGUAGCAUUACUUCCUAAUUUACGUCUGAUUUGCCCACAAAUAUCCAUGGUAUUCUACAGUAAAAUAACCACAAAACCAGCAAUGGACCUUCUUCAGGUUAUACACCAGAGCAUAUUCUCUUGAAAAAUCCACUACAUUGAAUUGUGGAGUUCACCAUAUUUCACUUUUCUAUUCCUUUUUGUAAUACCAGUGCUUAAUACCGUCUUCAAAUUGGAGAGGUCAAAAUAUAUCCCUUUUUAAAAUUAUUAUUUUGGGGGAGAAAUAAGUGGGGGAAAAAAGGUGGGGACUAUCAGUUUAGAGACUAUUUGAGUAACAAACAAUAAGCUGAUAUUCUUAGAAUGGAGAAAGGAUAUUUUUUUUAAUAUUAAGUGGCCUAAACAAUUGCAUCAAUAGGCUGGUGGAUCUCACUAGAAAAUGACCAGCUGUGUUUCUUCCACUCUGUUUUUUAAUUAUUUUUAAUCUGGUAGGUUUCUGUCAAAAAGAAAAAAAAAAAAAAAAUUACUGUUGCUAAUGGAUUCUUAAAAUAGCAGUGUAAUGCCAUCCCUCAUACUUGUGCUUCUAAAAAUGAAUUUACUGGAGAUCAAAAUGUAACUGGUUUUCCUAAUGCCAAGAAAUGCUUUCCAUUCCCUAAGCUUGUAUGCAGCAUUUAUCCACGCAGAGCUAUGCUCCCAUCAGUGGGUUGCUGUUUGAGAGAACAGGUUUUUAUUCACCAGGGAAGGAACUGUGUGCACACAAAGACAAUGCAGAAGAAAGUGGAGGUGCAAAGUAAAAGCAUAUGAAACUGCAUGUGAAAACUAUGACACUGAUACAUGCAGGUUAAUCACGUGAUGACCACUGGUUUAGUAACAAUUUAUACCUGUUGGGCAUCAGUGGAAAUAAUCCCAUCAGAACGUGCAUAUGCUUAUUUUCCCAUCCCAAACUGAAUUUCCAAAUAUUAAGCAAAUAAAAGAUCUCAUUUCACGCUGGAGGUGUUAGGAGAGCACCAGCGAAUGUGUUAGGAGAAAGGAAAUGUGAGUUUCUUAUAUCUGAGCGGCUGUUAGAGAGGAGGUCUCAGUUCACUGCUCUAAAGCAGCAGUGCUCCAACGUGGCACCCAUAGAAACCCACAGUGUUCAGUUGACUCCAGCUCUACAUUUGUUGGUUCUUGCAUAGGAAAGGGCACCGAGGCUUCUACACCAUGAAAUGAGUGGGGCUUUUUUCAUGUCUUUUUGAAAAACAAGAGUUUUUUUUUCUUAUUGACUUGCCAGCACCUUGUGCUUACUGAUUUCAAAUGAUGAAAUUAACUGAGAUACUUUUGAAGUGAUUUGUAGACUGUCCAGUAAACAACCAUUCAGUCCUUUGGACUAGCAAAACUGAAUGCAAGUUCUAGCUGUUGUGAAAAUAAGAACUGUACAAGUUAUUUGGGAUCCUCCUGGCCGUCUGUGUGACUUAAAAGUCACACUUCCCCCAGCUCAUUUUCAGGGUGCUCUCACUAUUUAUAAAAGAGAAUGUGAAUGGAGGUUCAUACUGUGACUUCCUAAACCUGGUUCAUGCACCUGGCUGCAUUUGGAAAAAUCGUUGUCAACCAGGAGACAUGCUCAAGUAGCUGAUGGCUUUGAUGGACUGUCAUAAACAUGAACCAUGAAAUGCAGACAUCGGUGGUUUGGAUGCUGCCUUUCUCCUUGUUCCCAUCUUUCUAGAUGUAAAGAACUUCUUUGGAAAGGCCGUUUGACCCAUAAUCUUUGCAGGAGAACUAAACUUUUUCAAAAUUCAGAUUUGAUGUUCUUGUCUCUGGUUUUCUGAUUUCGGUAUUUUUCACUGCUAGAUUUAUAUCUUAUUUUGUCACAAAACAAAAAAAAAGAAAAAAAAAGUUUAUUUUUCCCUAUAGUCCUAUAUAUUGCCUCCUUUGCAAUAUAAGUUCUCCAUUUUACACCUACACAGUGUGCUCCCUUGACCUGCUCUCUGUCGCUAAGAACUUACAAUAUCCCAUUUGCUCUUACAAUAGAAUAUACACAGAGAUAGGAAUUAAUGACUUAAGCUUCACGCACCGCCAGCCUUAAACCCUUCAACCCACACACACAGACACACACAUGCAUACGCUUCAAAUGAAAGGGAGAUUUGGACACUGCUAUCAACAUGUGGGGUCAAAAAUAUCAUUAAUUUGGAAAGUUCUUUCAGCUGUGUUUAGGAAGAAACGGCAGAAUAAUGAAAAAUACCAUUCUUGGCCAAGUCAUUUACGGAUGAAGCAAAUUCCCCUAUGGCGUUAGUUGAAUGAAAUCCUAAGAAUGGAGUUGCAUUUGGCCCCGAACUCUUCCUUAUUAAUCAGGUUGCUGAAGUUGUAUAUUCCAAUGAGCGUUCAUUAGAUCCUCCUGUGUAAAAAUACAAAAACAUCCCUUAGUUUUUAAAGUGAUUAAUUUGGGACCGAAGGUUCACAGCAAUGGAAUUAGUGUGUUCAGCACCUCAGUCUUUUUUCCUACGAUAAGAUGCAAAAGGGAGGGUCAUUAUCACUAACCCCAUAGAGAUAAUAGUGUCAAUAGAAGUCCUAUACUUCAAAGGAAUAAAAACAGCAGUGCUAGCAAGCAAACAUCGUAGUUUCUUAAGUCUUUUCUUUCACCUUCUUUUCAAAAGAUUUUAAAUGCAAAAACUUCUGUUCUUCAAAAAUAAUAAAAGUAAUUAUCUGAAGAUCUAAUUUCCCAAUAGUUUCCUCUGCAUUUAUAUAGUAUGUAGUGUUUAGGCAACACCUAUGUUAUAAGUUUAUUAAUAUUAUGUAAGUGUUGUUCUUGUAUUUAUGUAUAGUGUAUGUAUUGUAAAUAUACUCAGAGCUUUUUUUCCUCUUCCUGUAAGAUGGUGAUUUUUUUGCCCUAUAAUAAUGUAAAGGGAACCCCCUAAUGAAAUUCUGUCAGAGGAUGAUUAUUCCAGUCUAUUCUCAAAGAUUUAAAUGAACAAGUGUUAUCGUUUUUAAUGGUGUCUCAGACAUAUUUUGUUGGUGCAUUGCUUUUCUGUAUUCAACUUUCCUAUGAAUUGAGCUGUGAAUUGAAAUAGAGUUUAAACCUUUAAAUGUAUGCAUUUGUAUAAUUAUCUGAAUGGAGGCAUGAAGGUUAAAUAAAGCAUUUUGUAUGGAACAAACCCCCUAAUUAUUACUGUGAAUGACUCAAGCCUUCUGGAAUACCCAGCUAUUAAC
This is a messenger RNA of Centrocercus urophasianus (Greater sage-grouse), 10078 nucleotides long. RefSeq names its product Kruppel like factor 12 (gene KLF12). Gene Ontology annotation, biological process: regulation of transcription by RNA polymerase II. Bases 200 to 1390 code for a protein of 396 amino acids. The transcript has 9 exons. Lineage: Eukaryota; Metazoa; Chordata; Aves; Galliformes; Phasianidae. Gene Ontology annotation, molecular function: RNA polymerase II cis-regulatory region sequence-specific DNA binding; DNA-binding transcription factor activity, RNA polymerase II-specific. The record is from RefSeq and is a predicted model, not a curated record.